Messenger RNA from Fusarium poae, 987 nucleotides. RefSeq lists its product as uncharacterized. NCBI's taxonomy places the organism in Eukaryota, Fungi, Ascomycota, Sordariomycetes, Hypocreales, Nectriaceae. The transcript has a single exon. Gene Ontology annotation, molecular function: methyltransferase activity. The coding region runs from base 1 to 987 and encodes 328 amino acids. The record is from RefSeq and is a predicted model, not a curated record.
AUGGCGGACAAUACAACAGUUGCUGAAGUCCAGGUUGAUGAGGACGUGCAUUCCGACACCGAUGAUUCAGCCUAUGGCGGCGACUCCAUCACUGAAAACACGUCAAUUGCCAGCAGUGUGCUGAAAUACAAAUGGAAAAAUGGCCGGCGCUAUCACAGCGACAGAGCUGGAGAGUACAGCUUCCCCAAUGAUGAACAAGAACAGGAUCGUCUCGAUAUGGUCCAUCACGCCUUUACUCGGCUGCUUAAUGACCGCCUCUACUUAGCGCCUAUCGAGCCAGAAGGCGCGAGGGUACUUGAUAUCGGCACAGGAACUGGUCUCUGGGCAAUACAGUUCGGCGACGAAUACCCAUCCGCCACUGUGAUCGGAAACGAUAUCAGUCCAAUCCAACCAGAUUGGGUCCCUCCAAAUGUCAGGUUCCUCGUUGAUGACGUUGAGGCCGACUGGGUAGAUGCGGUGCCUUAUGACUACAUCCACUGCAAAUACAUGGCUGGUUCUAUCAAGGAUUGGCCACGGCUUAUCAAGCAGGCCUAUGCCAAUUUGAAGCCUGGAGGAUGGAUCGAGUUUCACGAAACAGCCAGCACGCCAUAUUCUGAAGAUGGCUCGCUUCAACCGGACAACGCCUUGGUCCAGAUGAUGGAACAUUUGACGGUAGCCUGUGAAAAGAUUGGUCGAACGAUGGAUCCUGCACCAUCCUUUAAACAGUGGGUUGAGGAGGCUGGAUUCGAGAACGUCAAGGAAGAAAAGUUCAAGCUUCCUAUCGGUCCUUGGCCAAAGGAUGAACGUCUGAAAGAAAUUGGCACGCUUAUGGGAAUCAACAUGAUUGAGGGAGUCGCUGCAUUCACUGCCGUGUUGUUUACUGAAGUACUUGGAUGGUCUCGUGAGCAGGUCGAGCUAUUCAAUGCUCGAGUCAGACAGGCAUCACGACAGCGAUCAGUCCAUCCGAUUUUUGAUUGUUUGGUAGUCACUGGCCAGAAGCCAGCGUAA